AUCCUUCCAAGAUGAGUAACGUUAUGGUACUUACCCUAACAGUCCUGCUGGCGGCUGUCGCGCAUCCGCAGCUAGUCCCGGGCGUACGAGUUAAUUUAACUGCGCUCGCCAAACAAACCAUACCCGGUGACUGUGCAGUCCCAACCGCAGGCAAAUCGUCCAUUUGCACCAACUGCACGGCUAUGUCCGUGUGCAUCGGAGGAUCCGCUUCGGGUGCAAUAUCCUGUUCAGGAAACUACCAAUACUGCAACCCAGGGGAAAUCGAGGCCUCCUGUUCGACAAAUCCGGCCGAAGGCUGCGGUGGAACUAGUGGUUCCCAAGUUACACCGAUGGUAUGUUCGGACAUGGGUGUGUUCCCUGAUCCAGGAAACUGUAACUAUUACCAUGUAUGCCUAAGUGAGACAGGCCGGUCAUACCUGUACGAGUGCCCUCAAGGAACUUCGUUCAAUAUUGAUGCUCAACAGUGUCGGGCCCAAAGCGCUGCAGGUUGCACCACUUGCAAAUGUGGAACUACGAGUGGAUUCGUGUACUAUGGAAACUCACGUGUGUACUAUUGCUUCUGCUCGGUGGUGAACGGUGUAACAACUUCUUUUAUCAAAAAAUGCCCCAAUCGGGCCACGUUCAGCAUGGAUACCAUGUCGUGUGUCUUCAACUGUCCCGGACAGGGCAAUUUUGCCAAUUCGAACAGACCGUCGACCUAUUUCCAGUGCUAUAUUAUGAACGGACGCUGGGUAGCAAACUUGGUAUCUUGCCCCAUUGGAACGAUAUUCAAUCAGACUUUGUCGUACUGUACUUGAUGUGAACGAGCUUUGAAGACGAAAUAUUAGGCUGUCAAAAAAGUCCUGCGAUAUUUUUUUUGAAUUUUCAUUUGUUCGUAAAAUUAGUUACAAUCAUCUGUUUUAAGUCAAAUAUGCGCCGUUUUGUUCGAUGACUUGUUCCCAACGAGAUGCCAACUUCAUUAUACCCCUGUUAUAGAAGCUCGCUUCCUUAUUGGCAAAAAACUCGGAUAGCCAAUUUUCACAGGCCUCUUUUGUGGCUAACUUCUGACUACCUAGCUCGUUCGCCAUUGUCAAAAACAGGUUGUAGUCACUUGGUGCAAGAUCCGGACUAUACGGCGGAUUCAAAAGAACCUCCCAUCCGAGCUCCCGGAGCUUCUGGCGCGUCACCAAAGAAGUGUGUGGCCUGGCGUUGUCCUGAUGGAAGACAAUGCGGUCUAUGUUUAUCAAAGAUGGCCUCUUCUUCAUGAGUGCUACCUUCAAGCGGUCCAGUUGUUGGCAGUACAGGUCCGAAUUGUGCGUUUGGCCAUAGGGAAGCAGCUCAUAAUAGAUUAUUCCUUGACAAUCCCACCAAACACACAGCAGAACCUUCCUGGCCGUUAAUGAGGGCUUGGCCACCGUCUGAGCCGCUUCAGCGGGCUUCGACCACGACCGUUUGCGCUUCACGUUGUCGUAAGUGACCCACUUUUCAUAGCCAGUCACCAUCCGCUUCAGAAACGGGUCGAUUUUGUUGCGAUUCAGCAGCGAUUCAUAUGUGUCGAUACGGUCAAAGAUGUUUUUUGCGUCAACGUGUGUGGCACCCAUACAUCGAGCUUCUUUGUGAAUCCAAGCUUCUUCAAAUGGUUAAUAACGGUUUGAUGACUUAUCCCCAGCUCUUGGCCGAUGCUACGACUGCUACUAUGCCGGUCUUUCUCGGCUAAUUCAGCGAUUUUGUCGCAAUUUUCGACGACAGGCCUUCCGGAGCGUGGCGCAGCUUCGACGACCUCUACACCAGAACGAAAACGUUGAAACAUCGUUGUGCGGUGGAAAUGGAAACUGUAUCGGGUCCAUAAACUGCACAAAUUUUACUGGCAGCUUGAGAUGCAUUUUUGCCUUUGUCAUAGUAGUACUGUAAAAUAUGUCGGAUUUUCUCUUUAUUUUGCUCCAUAUUUGCGACACUAUAACUCACGAACGACUUAACCAAACAAAACACUGUCAAGGACUAUAUUAUAGCAAAAAUACCUUUCCAACAAGCUAUAGUAUGACUCGAUACAAUGAAUACAACUAGAACUACGCGCUUACAACGACACCUCGCGGAAAUACCGCAGCCUAAUAUGUUGAAAUGCGAAUAAAUUGUAAUGUAUAUUUAAAAAAAAGCCCAGUUACAAAAAUAUCCCAAUAUUUGAAACAAAUGAAA
Toxorhynchites rutilus septentrionalis is the source of this 2172-nucleotide messenger RNA. RefSeq lists its product as uncharacterized. Gene Ontology annotation, molecular function: chitin binding. The coding region runs from base 12 to 797 and encodes 261 amino acids. NCBI's taxonomy places the organism in Eukaryota, Metazoa, Arthropoda, Insecta, Diptera, Culicidae. The record is from RefSeq and is a predicted model, not a curated record. The transcript has 2 exons. Gene Ontology annotation, cellular component: extracellular region.